This is a messenger RNA of Priceomyces carsonii, 1482 nucleotides long. RefSeq lists its product as uncharacterized. The transcript has a single exon. The record is from RefSeq and is a predicted model, not a curated record. NCBI's taxonomy places the organism in Eukaryota, Fungi, Ascomycota, Pichiomycetes, Serinales, Debaryomycetaceae. Bases 1 to 1482 code for a protein of 493 amino acids.
AUGAGCGGCCGUGUGAUAUCUAACACACUCUCUACACAAGGAGGGAAUGACCUAGCCGGUAUAUCUCUCGAAAGGGACGUUUAUGAGCUACUACGGUGGAGCUGGGUGCAAAAGAAACGCCCGAGACUUAUAGUGAGAGAGGGAAAAUUGAGUAUACGAGUACAAACAGAUGCACAGAAUACAAUAGUUUAUGAUUUAAAUCGAAUUGCGAGUGGUGAGAAGUAUGUUGUUUAUGAUGGGGGGUCUUUCGAGGGAAGAAUCAAAGAAAAGUACGAUGUGAAGGAGGGACGAAAUUCUCCUACCAAGGAGAGUGUUAAGGUUGAAAUCAACUACCCAAUAGACUCAGACAGCUACUCUGUGAUUUCUUCAGACUCAGAGGCUAAGAUUACAGAAAAGUUUUUAGCUUUGAAUGCAUUAGGUCCAUCCACGAGUGAGACGUUGGCUAAAAUUUUAAAGAUAGACGUGACAGCUUUAAUAUCUAAGUACUCUCAGCUAUAUGAUCCUAACGAUGCAUUUAUAGCGAAAGACGUAUUUCCAAAUAUUAGAACCAUGGCUACGAAUAGUGUGGCCGAUUUUUCAAAUCAUUACAUACUCAAGGAUAAAUCGUAUAAAGAAAUGAGGCCCUGGGACUGGUCAUAUCUGGAAAAAGAGAGAGAAUUGAUCAUCGGUAAUAUAAACAAUGCUCUUACUCGAUUGGGCUAUCUGGUAACUCAUCCAUUAAGAAAGAAAAUAUGUGAAAAAGACCACCAACCCUUGCUGGCAAGGAAGAGACCGCAAACACUAGGUGGAGGAUUUUUGACCAGCAAGAAAAACCCAUUCAAGAGAUCUCAAACCGAAUCACCAAACCUUGUUGAUACUCGCUUCGAUCCAUCACCUUCAAAGAGGAAAUUCUCUUUGAUAUCUUCAACGUCUUCAUCGUCCGAUGACGAGAAAAAGAACCAGUCAACAUCUCCGCCUUCUUCAGUUGAGGACGACGAAGAAAUAAAAGCAUCCAGGGAAACUGCAUCUUCGUCUUCUUCUAGAGCCAUUUCAAUGACGAUUCACGAAUCUCCUAUGCCAUCGUCCGUAUUUUCUGCAUCGGCUCGCUUACAACCGGAAACUACCCAAGCUUCUUCAACAACAGCUUUUAAGGCUGCCCCAAAGAGAACAGAUUACUAUGAUAAUCUUGCUGUAAAAUUUAGGCUGAGAUACAAAGAGUACGAGUCAUUGUAUACCUCGCUAAGAUCGCAUAAGAAGUCUGCAAAGAAGGACUUGGUUAAGCUCUAUGAGCUACAUAAUCUUCUCUUUGAGUGGAAGAAAAAACUCUGGGAGUUUGAUUCACGUACUAAAUCCAAGAACAAUAUCAUGAACUUGUCUAAGCAUAAGAAGACCGCAUCUCUUCCAAAUGCUGACGUGAGUCCAACCAAGAUUAGUACUGGAAAUCACGGUGCAACUGUUCAUAGCUCAUCAAAACGGAAGCCAAAAACUCUACUUAAUUACUAG